AUGAGUGGGCUAGUCACUCUUGUACCUCCACCUCCCAAGUUCGACAUCUCGGCAAAGGACUUGGAAGAAGAUGCAAAUGACCUGGUUAAUCAUAUUCAGAGAACGACCGUUAGCCUGAUUAGCUCCUGCGCAGACAAAAUCCCUGACUUUGAGACGGUUAUCUUGCCGUUGGCUGGCAUCGACAAUGAGAUCAAGGCACGAGUACAAUACAUGGCUCUAUUCCAAGCCAUUUCUUCGAGUGCAGAUGUCAGGAAGGCAUCCUCCGUGGCGAUAGAUCUCGUGGACAAGGCUUAUAUGAGCUUAUUUCAGGAUGAAAACCUGUUCGCUUUGGUGAAUCGCGUACGAGGUAAUGAGUCGAUGCGCAUCAGGGAUGAAGAGGACAAUCGGUUGCUUGACAAAUUCCACUGGAUGUUCUUGGAAAACGGGAUGAAUCUAACAGGCAAGAGCCGUGAUAGGCUUACCUGGAUAUCUCGUCGUUUGAUAGAGCUUCGGGUCAACUUCAUGGAAACCCUUGGAACAGAUCAGGGCUGUCUAUGGAAGAGUGAACAACAACUAGCUGGCGUGCCUUUGGAUAGACUGUCGACUGGAGUGGAUGAAGACGGCCGAGGGGAGUUGUAUCGAAUUCCUCUCACCAAACCAAUUACCACCCUUAUACUGUCUGAGUGCCAGAUCUCGGAAACACGCAAGGAUGUUUUCUUGGAGAGCAGUUCCAGAUAUCAGGCCAAUGUGGAUAUAUUUCGUGAGAUUAUUGUUUUGCGAGAUAAAGCAUCGCGUUUGUUGGGUUUUCCCUCCUUUGCAGCCCGUAAGCUGGCGCGGCAAAUUCUUGGCCCGCCUAGCCGCGUAGAUGAGUUCUUCCAGCAUCUUCAGGAUGCGCUGAAGCCAUUGGCAGAGGCAGAAAUUCUGAAGCUGCAAGAGCUAGCGAAUACCCGUAACCCUAUUCACCUCUGGGAUUUUGACUUCUACCACACAAGGAUGCUACAGGAGCAAAACCACGUGGAUCACGAACUUAUAUCACAAUGGUUUCCUGCGAAGAUGACGAUUCAGCGUAUGCUCGCUAUAUAUGAGCAAUUGUUUGGCUUGCAAUUCAAAAAAGUCGAUGUUUCUGAAAGCUCUCACACCUGGCACCCAGACGUAGAUCUAUUCUCCGCUUGGGACGAACAGAAUACCUCUUUUAUCGGAUAUCUAUACAUCGAUAUCUUUUCUCGUGCCGGUAAAUACAACCACGCGGCCAAUUUCAACAUUUACCCAAGCUUUCUAGACUCCGAUGGAAAAUGGGCUCCAGUAGUGACGGCACUCGUGUGUAAUGUUUCUCAGGCAGAACCAGCCCUGUUGAGGCACGCCGAAGUCAUUACAAUAUUUCAUGAACUGGGACAUGGCAAAUCAAAAUACGCCACCUUCCAUGGGCAUUGCGCGGUAGCGGAUUUCACUGAAGCACCAAGUCAAUUGUUGGAAUACUGGUGCUGGGUUCCGGAGUGCCUCCGAAGACUCACAUGUCACUACUCAUAUGUCUCCCAGAAGUACUACAGGCAUUGGUUGGGCCGCCAGAAAGAGAAGAAUGUAGCACAACCACCCAUGGAAAUAGACCCGGCGCUGGCUCGAGACCUUGGGGCCACUAAGCAGCUCAACCAGGGCAUCCUGACUCUCCGACAGGUCGCAUUCAGCAAAUUCGACAUGCAGAUACAUCAUCCGGCUUCGCAUGAGGAUGUGCAGACAAUGCAUAUUUCAGAAGCUUACAAUUAUUUACUGGAAGAUACAACCGGUCUUGGUGGACCCGGAGAGAGCUAUGAUUGGGGUAACGGCUAUGCGACUACGUCGCAUUAUGUAUGGGGCCAAGAGGCUAGCUACUACUCAUACCUGUUUACCCGUACACUAGCAGCCGACAUAUGGUCAACGUGCUUCAAGGAGAAUCCUAUGAGUAAGGAGGCAGGCCUAGAGUAUCGGCGGCAGAUCUUGAAUCACGGUGGUAGCAAGGAUGAGCGUAAAGCGGUGGAGAACUUCCUGGGGAGGGUUUCCACGCCGGAGGCAUAUUUGCGGGACAUUGGUAUUGGCUGCGAGAAAUGA
Messenger RNA from Talaromyces atroroseus, 2061 nucleotides. RefSeq lists its product as hypothetical. Gene Ontology annotation, cellular component: mitochondrial intermembrane space. Gene Ontology annotation, biological process: peptide metabolic process; proteolysis. Bases 1 to 2061 code for a protein of 686 amino acids. The record is from RefSeq and is a predicted model, not a curated record. Gene Ontology annotation, molecular function: metalloendopeptidase activity. NCBI's taxonomy places the organism in Eukaryota, Fungi, Ascomycota, Eurotiomycetes, Eurotiales, Trichocomaceae. The transcript is spliced from 4 exons.